Molecule: messenger RNA, 2930 nt
Organism: Crotalus tigris (Tiger rattlesnake)
Lineage: Eukaryota; Metazoa; Chordata; Lepidosauria; Squamata; Viperidae
Gene: ZNF575
Product: zinc finger protein 575
Exons: 3
Coding region: 231-1115 (294 amino acids)
Biological process (GO): regulation of cytokine production; negative regulation of transcription by RNA polymerase II; regulation of immune system process
Cellular component (GO): nucleus
Molecular function (GO): RNA polymerase II cis-regulatory region sequence-specific DNA binding; DNA-binding transcription factor activity, RNA polymerase II-specific
Source: RefSeq, a predicted model, not a curated record
CCGCUUCCAGCGGGUUGUGUGAACGCAGCCCCGGAGGCUGCUUCCGUCACGGCUACCUCAUCGCCCGCCUGCCUCCCUCCGCCGAGAGAAAAUAACGGAAAGGUGCCGAUUGGCCGAGCGCGCCGGAGCCUCCCCGCGGCUGCCGGGUUGCGCCGCGCCUCGCCUCGCCGGGCUCCGGGCUCGGGAAGGGAUGCGGCGGGGCGCUGCGCCCGGCUCCCCGCGGGGACAGCAUGACCCGGCGCGAUCGGCUCAUGAAGGGAAGACCUCAGAGGCAGCCUGAGGCCGGCGCCGACUCCCGGGCGGGUUAUAUUCUCACUAGGCCAACUCUUGUCCUCAUGCUGGAAAGGGGAGAAGAGCCCUGUGUGAGCAACAGCAAGAACGGAGUGGGGAGCAGCCUGCUGAAUGGCAGCGUUGCAGAUUCCCAAGCCUUGAAAGAGAACGCCAAGUCACCUUCGCCCUCGGCUCUCCCUUCCCCGCCCGCCACGGAGUCUCCCAAGCCACCCCGUCCACGCCGCCGGCGCCCUCCAGCUGUCCUGCCCUCGGACCGUCCCUAUCAGUGCAAAGAUUGUGGCAAGCGUUUUGUGUAUCGCUCCAAACUGGCCACCCACCAGUGGACUCACUGCGCUGAGCGCCCUUACAAAUGCCCUGAUUGUCCCAAGAGUUUUAGUUACCCGUCCAAGUUGGCCGCCCACCGACGUACGCACACUGGGGAGCGCCCCUUCCCCUGCUCUCUGUGCCCCAAGCGCUUCGGACACCGCUCCAAGCUGGCCGCCCACCAGUGGAUCCACACGCCGGAGCGCCCGUACAAAUGUGCCGAUUGCCCCAAGAGCUUCUGCUAUCCUUCCAAGCUGGCUGCCCACCGCCGCACGCACACGGGGCAGCGGCCGUACCCUUGCAGCCGCUGUGGGAAGAGUUUCUGCUACCCCUCGAAACUGGCUGCUCACCAGCAGAUCCACGCGGCCACCGCGGCAGGACGGCCUUAUCCGUGCAUGCGCUGCAGCAAGAGUUUCCGGCAACUGCGCAACCUCACUCUCCACCAACGGGUGCAUGAGGAGGGAGAAGUGGGCGAUGACUUAGCCCAGGACAAGAGCCACAGCAGUGGAGACAGGUCCUAAGGAAGAACACUGGCCUCUGUGAGGGCACGGGGGGAAACGUGGAUAAUGUGCAAACUUGGUAGCGGUGGGAUCUUUGUAAAUAUUGGAAGGUUACGAUGGAGGUCAGGGAUAGCAGUGUAACCUCCAGCCACCCAUAAGUUCUCUGUUUUCGGCUUUGAUGGCAAAAUGCCAAAUGACAGGCUCCCCUCCAGAGGCCAAGUUGGGCACACCGUGCUGAAAACUGCCCUAGGAACCUUGUUUCUGCAGUGCCCCGUGGCCUCUCCUACAACCUUGUUUUAAGUUAAUGCAGACUUGUGGUUUGUUUUGCAUCAUUUUAAUCUUCUGGUUCUUACAAAACACAAUCCUUCCACUCCAUAGUCCCCAUCAGCUUUGUGCCAGCGAAACAAAACCACCGUUGAGAUUCUCACACUAAUCACAUUUAGAGAAGUGAAUGCCUGCACCGAAUCUCACUGUCAGGAGAACGGAAUCUGUUAACGUUCUUUGCACAAAAGGAGAAACCUCUGUCUGUGGCUGUGUAUAGUUCUGUUUAUGCUCAACCGGUGCAUGCUUGUGCCAGAAUGUGGAUCUCAGCCCACCUGUCAUCCAAGGGUCUAUAAACUUGCGUUAUCUGCAUUGUGCAUUAGACGGGCUGUGCCUUGACCAGUCGACCUUUGGCCGUGGAAAUUGGAGGUUUAAUAUGCCUGAGCACAUCAUAUCCCAUUGGACAGGAGUAGUGUCUACUUUUAAGAAGUCUCUGAUUUUUACAAAACCGAAGCCGAGUUGGACAAUGUGGCAAUUGGUGAAAUCUGCCAGUGGGAUCGCUUAAUACACAAAUUCCAGGAAGGAGUAGGCAACAGUUUAUGUUGAAAGGGUUGUAGAAACAGAAAACUUAAUUUUGCAAAUUCACACGCUGUCCAGGUUUGUAGUUUACACGUUGCAUCAAAAGAUGCCUCAGGUCACUUCAGGAUUGGCGUGGGUAGUGUGUUAAGGGUGGGCAAGUGCAUCAGAAGCACGCAGAGAAAGCCGACUUUACACAUGAAUUUCUUGGGCUAAAAGGGACUGUUAUCAUUUUAUUUUCACUAUGUAGUACACACAAUUUUAUAGCCUGCUUCCUUGUUACUCCUGUGUGUUUGGUUUACUGUUCCACAUACCUAAAGACUCUGAACAUUUCUAUUUUGCCCUCAUUGUUGAAUAUUAAGUUCCCUCUUGGAUUCUUCUCUCCACCUGUUUUUCUCCCAUGCUCUUCUAGACCCAAGUCCGUCUUUCACUACUAUCCACAAUUAAUACACAAUCGCUAUUAAAACCCAAUACAUGUAGUCCUCAACUUACGACAAUUGAGCCCCCAAUUUCUGUUGCUAAGCGAGACAUUUGUUAAGUAGGUUUUUGUCCCAUUUUACGACCUUUUUUGCCACAGUUCUUAUGUCAGUAACAGGAUUGUGAAGUGAAUCUGCCUUCCCCACUGACUUUCUUGGUGAGAGGUCUCCAAAGAUGUGACCCCAGACAUUGCAACUGUCAUAAGUAUGAGUCAUUUGCUAAGCAUUUGAAUUUUGAUCACCUGACCACGGGGAUGCUGCACAGUUGUGUGGAAAAAAAACCACGUCAUUUGCUUCAGUGCUGCUGUUAACUUGGAACAGUCGCUAAACAAACUGUCGUAAGUCGAGGACUACCUGCAAUGUAUCUUUCCACUUCCCCACAAACUAGCACGGACGGAUUCCGCGCAAUUAAGGGAAGGUAUUUCAGCUCAGAUUUUGGUGAAAGGCAGGUGGAAGUAUGUGCGAUUGAUUCAUAGUUUGUUUGUAGACAAUAUUAAAAAAAAAAAAAAGUAAAGCUCCAUUA